This is a messenger RNA of Diatraea saccharalis (sugarcane borer), 1233 nucleotides long. The record is from the annotation of a GenBank genome assembly. Lineage: Eukaryota; Metazoa; Arthropoda; Insecta; Lepidoptera; Crambidae.
AUGGCGACUAAAAAGUCGAAUGAUAGUCGAAUAUACACGAGCGAUUCAAAAUACGGUGUACCUGUAAUGGUUCGUGCUUCAACUAUGUUUGGUGUAAUCCUGCCUACGUCGGAUGUGCAGGGCGUACUCGGCAAGAAGGCGUCGCUGCCCUGCGAUAUCCAGCCAUUGCAUCCUGACGACAAAGUCGUGAUGGUGCUAUGGUUUAAAGAGUCCGAUGGAGAACCAUUGUACAGCUACGACAUACGAGGUCGCUCCAUAACUCAACCGAAACUUUGGUCUUCUCCAUCUGUCUUUGGAAGCAGAGCAUUCUUCAGAGGGGGAGCAUCACCAGCCGUACUCAUGGUAGAUGAUGUACAAGCCGCAGACGCUGGGGUCUACAGAUGUAGGGUCGACUUUCAGAAUUCGCCUACUAGAAACUUGAAAGUCAAUUUCACAGUUAUAAUUCCACCAAAUCGUCCAAAGAUAUAUGAUGCCAAAAAGAAAGACAGAGCUAACUUAGUAGAACCUUAUAAUGAAGGAUCUAAUGUACAUUUAAUAUGCGAAGUAGAAGGAGGGAGACCACGGCCACGAGUGACAUGGUAUCUAGAGAAUGAAAUGAUAGACGACUCUUUUGAACAAAGAACAGACGGCAUCACCAUCAACACACUUACUUUCCCUAACAUUGGAAGACAACAUUUAAAUGCAAGAUUGGUCUGUCAAGCAUCAAAUACAAAUCUUGCACCACCCGAAACUAAAGUACUGAUUUUAGACAUCAACUUAAAGCCAAUAUCAGUAACUAUACUGACGAAAGAAAAGCAAGUUUCAGCUGACAAGCGAUAUGAGAUAGAAUGUAAGACGACUGGAUCCCGCCCCGAGGCAGAUGUCACUUGGUGGAAAAACAAUAGACAUUUGAAGAGGAUGGAGAAAAAAUUUUCUGAAAAUAACGAAACACUAAGCAUUUUGAGCUUAGUGCCAAGCAUGGAGGACGACGGGAAGUAUUUGACGUGUCGGGCCGAGAACCCCAAGAUAAAGGACUCGGCUAUAGAAGACAAGUGGCGGUUGAAUGUUCAUUAUGUCCCCGUCGUAGACCUGAGGAUGGGUUCUAACCUCAAUCCGGAUGAGAUCAAGGAAGGCGACGGUGUAUACUUCGAGUGCAGCGUCAAGGCUAAUCCUAAGACGCAUCGGCUAGUGUGGUUCCACGAUGUAAGUGAUCCAAUACCAUUAGCAAAACAAUUAUUAGAUUACACUGGAUGA